AUGCUCUUCUGGAUGACAAUACUGGCUACUGCCAGAUGGGAAAAUGACACCAGACUGCAAUUUGCCCAACAUGAUCAAUGGAAGAUUCUCUCAGCCAGAGUGCAGCUACUGAUCAGCAAGAAGCAGCUGUUCAGAACAGACCAGAUUGAGUUCUGGUCAGCAGCACACCAGUUUGGUCAGGUGCUCAAGUAUCUGAUGAUUCACCACACCACUGAGACAAGUUGGUUCAACAAACCCAUCAUGGAGCUGCCCCCCAACUGCCAUCAUGAUGUUCUCUGCAGCCUAGAGCCCAAGAUCAGAGACAAGCUCCAGUGGUGUGAGGAGUGUGAAAUUCAAAAACUAAAAGACAGCUACAUGAGAAGCUUGCAGGAAUGGAAGAAGCAUGGUCAAGGAUCUAAAUCUGAGCUUUCCAGCCAGACUUUUUUCAAGAAGUUGCGCAUAAACUGGAUCAUUGCCAUCUUUCCAGCUCUUCUGGACCUCAUGAAGACUGAGCAAUGUGAGCUCAAGCUUACUGAUGAGGAGAUGAUGAAGAACAGGUGGCAUGCUGGUGGGGACAAGGAGGCACUGUACAUUCAUGCAAUCAAUGCCCUGGCCAAUUCCAGCUCCAAGUGUCAUGCAAUUCAACACAUCCUGCAGGGCAUGGGGAGAGACUAUCAUGGGCGCCCAGAGAAGAUUGUUAUCCUGACAGAAUUCCCCUGUGUGGUUCACAUACUUGAGAUGUGGCUGCAGAAGCAAGGCUACUGUGUUGCAGCAGUCUAUAGCAGUAUGAGUGUUGAGGACUGA
Coccidioides posadasii C735 delta SOWgp is the source of this 783-nucleotide messenger RNA. Lineage: Eukaryota; Fungi; Ascomycota; Eurotiomycetes; Onygenales; Onygenaceae. The record is from RefSeq and is a predicted model, not a curated record.